Cryptomeria japonica (Japanese cedar) is the source of this 480-nucleotide messenger RNA. Its product is annotated as classical arabinogalactan protein 9-like. Lineage: Eukaryota; Viridiplantae; Streptophyta; Pinopsida; Cupressales; Cupressaceae. The transcript has 2 exons. The record is from RefSeq and is a predicted model, not a curated record. The coding region runs from base 1 to 480 and encodes 159 amino acids.
AUGUCCCAGGAUUCGGGCCAUGAUCAUGUACCUGAUCAGGAUCCACCUGUACAAGCUCUUGAUCAAGAGCCACAUAAUUAUAUAGAUCCUCUACAGCUUAGGCCCUGCGCCUUUGUUUCUCCCGCCAGCUACAGAUUCUGGCCCUCACCGGUCGUUCCCUCCAACUUCGGGCCGCCGGUCGCUGCAGGUCCUCGGCUUCGGCUCCCGUCGGCCACCGCUUCUCCUCACCAGCCGCUGCAUACUCCUCUGGCAGCCGCUCCACUUGCCGGCCACUACUCUGCUUGCCGGCCACCGCCUGCAGCUCCUCUCCCUGGGCGUGAUCCUCCCUGGCCCUCCGCCAGCUCCCCGCUCAGCUCUCUGCGCUCAGCUUCGGCCGUCGGCCCGCCCUACCCUUUUUCCCACCCGGCCACCGCUCCACCACUGGGCUACCACCUGGUCACCGCCCUGCCACCCAGUCACCACCGGAGCUCCGCCCACUAG